This is a messenger RNA of Acromyrmex echinatior (Panamanian leafcutter ant), 1694 nucleotides long. It is a transcript of the gene Hph, whose product is annotated as HIF prolyl hydroxylase. Lineage: Eukaryota; Metazoa; Arthropoda; Insecta; Hymenoptera; Formicidae. The record is from RefSeq and is a predicted model, not a curated record. Gene Ontology annotation, biological process: cellular response to hypoxia. Gene Ontology annotation, molecular function: L-ascorbic acid binding; ferrous iron binding; peptidyl-proline dioxygenase activity.
GUGUUAGUGCUACUGCUACGCACACGCACUCGUAGCGAGUCAUAGCAUUCGUAACGUAGCUCAUAGCUGGCAGUCACUUUAACUCUAGUACAGCUACAGGCGGCGCGCUAGCCGUGUGACUUUCCUCGUCGAGAGAAAUGUCGUCGACGACGAUAAUUGUCGCGGCGGCGUUGGAGUAAACAUUGAAACAUGUCCGGGUCCGGACCGAAUGGUCGUACGCAGACACUCGGUCAACUCGGUGACAACGUUCGAACGGGUGCGGAAGUGGUUUGCGCGGUCUGUGACAAGACUGACAAGCUAUCGAGGUGUUCGCGCUGCAAAGUCGUUUUCUACUGCACGAAGGAGCAUCAAAGACGCGACUGGAAACGCCACCGGGAGUUUUGUGCGACUCAUCCCGCGGCCACCGUGCCUGCGGAGGAGCCGUUCUCUCUGCCUGCUGUUGCUACGAUUGCCACGAACGAGAGUUUGGAUCGCGAGAUCCCGUCCAAGCGGCAUCCCUCUGUCGGUAAUUGUAAAGCCCCGAAGGCGGUUGUUCCUAACCUAAACCUAAACAAGACCUCGGCCGCACCGCGGAGCUUGAACGUCAGUAACGUCACCUCGGAGUCUCGUCGGAACGUGAAGCAUCCAGCAGAUGCGAGUGUGCAAGAAGAAAACGAAUCGAGUCAACAAGAACGGAAAAGAAAUCAGAAUCUUAAGAAGAAAUCGAAUAGCGGAAAGGCAAGGAGCGCGAGAAAUAACAAAGCCGAUGGCUGGACGUCGCCUAUAACGUAUGAGGGAAGUUCAGAGGACAUUAUACUGGGAGCUCGAGCCGAGCUCCUAAAUCCAAUUUUAGAGAGUUCCAGGAUUUUCGAUAGUUUGAGCAACGCGGAUCUUGGCUCACCUGCUCAACAUCGUAACGGUAUGAAGAACUUGUCGGAGAUACAGGAUCAGGAAGAAGAUUUUUCACCUCCUUUUCUACAUAGGAACAGAAGUAAUCUCGAAGAACUUCUAGACAAAAUUUGUCAGUAUGUAAUAAGGGAUAUGGACAAGUACGGUGUAUGCGUGGUAGACAAAUUUUUAGGCAAGGAGAGGGGUCUUAAAGUGUUAAAUGAAGUGUUAAAUAUGUAUAGUGCCGGAUUAUUUCAAGAUGGACAAUUGGUUUCUAAUAAAGGUAGCGCAAAUGACUUAAAAACGAUACGUGGCGAUGAGAUAAUAUGGCUGGAUGGAAAAGAAGAACAAUGUGAAAAUAUUGGCACACUGAUAUCACAGGUCGAUGCAAUCAUUAUGAGAGCCAAUAAAAUGCACAAUAAUGGGAAAAUAGGAAAUUAUACAAUCAAUGGAAGAACAAAAGCGAUGGUAGCUUGUUAUCCUGGUCACGGUUCACAUUAUGUAAAACAUGUGGAUAAUCCUAACCGAGACGGACGUUGCAUCACAGCCAUUUAUUAUCUUAAUCGAGAUUGGGAUGUUAAGGAGAAUGGCGGACUUUUGAGGAUAUUUCCUGAAGGAUGGCGCGAUCAAGUAGCAAACAUAGAACCUUUGUUCGAUAGGAUAUUAUUUUUCUGGUCAGACAGACGAAAUCCGCAUGAAGUGCAACCAGCGUUCAAAACGAGAUAUGCCAUUACGCUUUGGUAUUUCGACGCCGAAGAAAGAAAUCAGGCUUGCCGAAGAUAUCAAAGAGAAAGAGAUCUACAUACGAAAAAUAAUGGUUCGUGAGA